AACGCUAUUACCGAACCUUUUUUAGUUAUGCAAAUUUUGUUGAAGUUCUUUCUGUGGAGCACUCUUUGCCAUCUGUAGUGAGCUCCACCGAGAUCACACUUUACGUGAUAUUACUGACGUCUGUGACCAUUAAAACGACAAGCGGUGUACUACAAGGGAUUGAAAGGUAGCGUGUUUCGCUAUGUUGUUCCAAGAGGUUUACGGUAAUUGGUCAUAAAGCUGGUAGCUUAGGACCUAGCAUAGCGUUUGCUAGCCGACGAGUUCGCCGGUACAGGCGGACCUCUUUGUCUGACAGGCGAAGCCGUGCUCUUUGUUAGGCUUUUCCCUUUGUCCACUCGGGGUGGGGGGGAAAGAGGAACUGUUCGCCGAGCCUUGCAUAUUUAUCCGGAGUGCCAACGUAUUUAGAAAAUGCAAGUCGCGAAAAAAUACUUCACAGAAGGCCUGAUUCAGUUGACCAUCUUGCUGAGUUUGAUUGGAGUUCGCGUGGACAUCGACAGCUACUUAGGCGGCUACUACUCGCCUCUGAUUGAAAUUAACUUGGGUCCUAGCUCAGCCUACACCCAGACACCCUUCCAUAAUUUAAGAGACACUCUCGGGGGAUACACCGUGCACCCUAAAUGCCCCGAGUUGGACUAUUUCUUUGCGAGUCGACGGCUCCUCGAGGAGGUUAGGACUCUCGGAUCUCCGCGCUUCCCUACCCAGCUGAACGCAUGGCUGGUGCACCAAGUGUCGGCCAUUGACAAGCCUGACGGUGGGCAGCCUUCAGCUAGCAGUGACGAAGAAACCGAACCGGGCCCAGAAAGCUCGGGGUACCAAGCGAGCGAUGAUAGGGACCUGGAGCUGCAGGGAACAUCGUCUCCAUCAGGGCCUUCUCUCAGUAGGGUUAUAAAAGAGGAGGAGGAGGAUGAUGAUGAUGUUGAAGAGGACAACGAAUCUGCUCCAGUCACUCAACUGGCACUCAGUUCCACUCUGGAACAAGAGAGUGUGCUUGACGGCUUCACUGCGCUGUGUGAGCCACCAUGUCAGCCACCUCCUACGGCUGACUUUGACCAGCACUGGACCAGUUUCCUGUCAAUGCCCGUCACUAACCUUGACGACUUGGACUCUCUUGUUACUGAGCGCCUGUCAGACCUGGACAUCGACGGCGGUAGCGGCAUCAGCCUGGAUGCCACUUUGCUGGAUGCCAUGGUGACAAGCGGCGGAGCAUUCGAUGUCAUGCAGGAGAGGUCUUUGUUCCGACAGGAGUCCACGGAUUCCACCGUCUCAGACGCUUCACCGGGCAUGGCCCUCGGCCUUGCUGCGCUCCCUUUUGCCUCAGUGUGUAACUUAAACGGCGGCACGUCAUUGCAAGGUGUGCUGGGUGACUGCCUGGAUGAGGCAGUCUUUGACCAGAUCAAUCAACUGGGUUUGGAGGGAUUGGAGUCCAUCGAUUCUCAUCUGAUGGGAUCUUUGGGCGGCAUGAACCCACAGGUUCUUGAGGAUUUAGACUCUGACUCUGGUCUCUCUUUGGAGAGCAGCUUUGGAGGUCCAGUCUCCCCAGACUCGUCCGAAAUGUCUUCAUCGUCUAGUUCGUACUGUGAAGAUGAGUGCGGCGCCACGGGUUACAGCAGUGAGGUGGAGUCCCUCUCCUCCAAAGGUGUCGUAGACCAUGCCGCCAUGUUCCCCCAUGUGGAUCUCAGUGAGAGUGUGUGGCACGACCACAGCUACUCAUCUCCCGCCUUCUUCAGCCCACCACUGGUCACUCUCCCCCGCAAAGGCAUCAAGGAGGAGCCCCUCAGCGAAGAUGAGGGGCCCAGUUUAGAGGAGCGGGAGCUGAGUCGGGACGAGCUGCGCGCCCGCGCCAUGUGCAUCCCGUUUUCCGUCCUGCACAUCGUCAACAUGCCCGUGGAGGAGUUCCUGGAGAUCGUCGACGGGCACGGGUUCUCCCCCGAGCAGGUGACGCUGCUCAGGGACAUCCGGCGGCGGGGGAAGAACAAGCUGGCUGCGCAGAACUGCCGCAAGCGCAAACUCGACGCCAUCUCGGGGCUCCAGGAGGAGGUGGACCGGCUCCACGCUCAAAGAGACCGGCUGCUGAGGGAGAAACAGGUCACGGCUAAGACGAUGGGGGCCGUCGGACAGCAGAUACAGCAGCUCACCAGAGAUGUCCUUGCUCGCCUGAGAGAUGACUCGGGACAGCCCCUGAACCCGGACCGAUUCACCCUGCAGUGCGGGGCCAACGGGAGGGUGGUGGUCCAGCCUGUAAGAAGGCCCGCCGUCUCCACAUCGAACAGCAGUAAGACGGACAAAAGGAAGAAGGGGAAAAAGCAGUGAUGCAGUACUUCUUUCUUCCAACUUAAAGCUGAACUUUCUUGCCUUUCUCUGGCUGCGGGAUCUCCUUACCCAGGUCUGCGUGCGUGUGAGUUGAACCACUGCUGUCGGGAGUCGAAAACGGCUAAAAGCUGCCGACAAAGGAGAAACUCUCAAAAAGAGUCAAUUCAAAAGAAAAUAAAAAUGACUUGUAGGGGGUGGGGUGGGAAAUGUCGCUUACACACUGGACAUCCUUUGCUUCUUUGAGACGAACACAUGGGGGGGUUGAAAGUUUCCGGGACUGUAUGUAAUGCAACCCCUCGCUUUCCGUGCCUGCAAAACUUCAAAACGGAUCACAAAUAAAUGCUGCCCGUUAUCUGACAGAAACGUCGGAGAUCAGGCAUGUUUACGCAUCAGCAUGGCCAGCCAGCAAAAGAUUAUAGUGAAGUCUUGUUUUUUUUAACGCAUCCUGUCAGUAUAUGGACGAUACAAACGCGUGGUCAAAGGCUGUAUUUAUUAAAGCAAUUUGAAGUCGAAGAAAUGCUUACAUGCAUCAAAUACUGUCAAUGGCAGUGUCUUAUUUCUUUUAUGGUAACUGUACACUUGAGUGAUUCGCAUAAUGGGAAAUUUACGUAUCUGAAGUUUACAGCUUUGUUUCAGAUUUUCGGAAGUGUAUGCUUUAUUAAAGUAAACGGAGAGCUUG
Messenger RNA from Syngnathoides biaculeatus (alligator pipefish), 2989 nucleotides. RefSeq names its product nfe2 like bZIP transcription factor 3 (gene nfe2l3). Gene Ontology annotation, cellular component: nucleus. Lineage: Eukaryota; Metazoa; Chordata; Actinopteri; Syngnathiformes; Syngnathidae. Bases 409 to 2310 code for a protein of 633 amino acids. Gene Ontology annotation, molecular function: RNA polymerase II cis-regulatory region sequence-specific DNA binding; DNA-binding transcription factor activity, RNA polymerase II-specific. The transcript has 5 exons. The record is from RefSeq and is a predicted model, not a curated record. Gene Ontology annotation, biological process: regulation of transcription by RNA polymerase II.